AUGACUGUGAGCGAGGGGUCGCGGGCGGUGCGCGUGUCGUGGGCGGCCCCCGACCCGCCGCCCACCUCGUACGUGGUGCAGUUCCGGCGCGCCCUCGAGGGCUGGGGCGAGGCGCGGGAGGUGUCCGUGUCGGGCGAGAGCGUGUCGGCGGGCGUGGAGGUGUCGCCGCUCCUGCCGGCCACCGACUACGUGGUGCGCCUCGUCGCCGUCAACCACCUGGGGAGGUCGCCGCCCUCGGAGGACCUGCGCCUCACCACCUCCGCCGAGAAGCCCGGCGCGCCCCCCAGGGACCUGCGGGCGGAGGCCACGGGCCCCAGGGAGGUCAGGGUGUCGUGGCGCCCCCCGCCCAGGGACAGGGCCUACGGCGUCAUCCUGGGCUACUACCUCGGCUACACGCCCGUGCUGCUGCAGAGCGGCGCCUCCGGCAGCCCCCAGUACAACUUCACGACGGUGGAGAGCUCGGAGGGCGGGCGUUCCGGGCCUGAGGGCGAGGGCACGUGGAGUGUGACGGUGAGCAGCCUCGACCCGCACACCGACUACCACGUGGUCGUCCAGGCGUACAACACGGAGGGCGCGGGGCCGCUGAGUCCCCCUGCGACGGUCACCACCAGAGAGGACGCACCCGGCGGAGCUCCCCAAGAGGUGAGGUGCACAGGCCUCUCCUGGGACAGCGUGCAGAUCAGCUGGUCUCCUCCCGAACCCCACCUCCACCACGGCACGCUGAGGGGAUACAAGAUCGAGUACGAGCGGUGGGACGGCUGGAGCGAAGCCAUCAAGAAGUCCCAGACGAACGGCGCAGACGCGGUGCUGACGGACGGCUGGAGGCGGCCACCAACUACAGUGUGCGGGUGAGGACCUUCACGGGCGCCGGCGACGGGCCGUGGGCGGCGCCCGCACUCUGCACCACCGAUG
Messenger RNA from Penaeus vannamei (Pacific white shrimp), 912 nucleotides. The record is from RefSeq and is a predicted model, not a curated record. Lineage: Eukaryota; Metazoa; Arthropoda; Malacostraca; Decapoda; Penaeidae.